This is a messenger RNA of Clonostachys solani, 3231 nucleotides long. Lineage: Eukaryota; Fungi; Ascomycota; Sordariomycetes; Hypocreales; Bionectriaceae. The record is from the annotation of a GenBank genome assembly.
AUGCCAUACAAUAUAUACAUCCGCCACUGCGACAACUGGUGCUUUGUGCUCAAUCCCACCUACAACAAUUUGUUCCUUGGAGUCGACCUCUUUCACCGGUACAACGACUGUUUCUUCCACCGCAAUUACACUUUCCACCUGGGGUGCUGUUUCUUCCGCAGCGGGGACUUCAAUGACAGGGGCUUCUGUAGCAGGGGUUGGAGCUUCAGCAGCAGCUUCAACCCCGUUGACAGUCUUUUCCACCUCCUUGGCAGUGUCCUCUGCCACUUCCACCUUUUCGUCAACAACUGGCGCUGCAGCGACGGAAGGCUCCGGGGCCGGCACCUCCACCGUGCCGGUUACUUCCACGGGCUUAGGAACCUCGACAGUCUCUGUAACUUUUUCAGGUUGGUGAGCUUCUGUCUGGAUGGUCUCUGCCACAACGGGUGGUUCAUCGGGCUUGGAAGUAUCCUCUACCUUGGUGGCCUUCUCAGGCUUGGAGUCCUCCUCAACCUUGCCAACCUCUUCAGGUUUCUCAUCCUCUGCGGCGACUUCCGCCUUGGAGUCUUCCGCCUUGACGACUUCUUCAGGCUUGGACUCUUCUUCAGGCUUGACUUCCUCAGGUUUGGAUGUUUCCUCAGGCUUGGUGUCCUCCUCGACCUUGGCGGCGUCGUCCGACUUGACCUCAACCUUGGCCUCCUCUGCAGGCUUGGUCUCCUCUGCAGGCUUGGUCUCCUCUGCAGGCUUGGUCUCAUCUGCAGGCUUGGUCUCCUCUGCAGGCUUAUCCUCCUCAGCGGGCUUGGAUGUCUCUUCAGGUUUUACCUCAUCCUGAACCUCUGGCUGCGCUUCAGCCUGUACUGUUGUGUCAUCCAGCUUCUCCUCAGCCUUGACCUCUGCGGGCUUGACCUCUUCCGCAGGCUUGGGUGUCUCCUCUGCUGUGGUCUCCUCAGGUUUGGAUGUCUCUUCAGGUUUUACUUCAUCCUGAACCUCUGGCUGCGCUGCAGCCUGUACUGUUGUGUCAUCCACCUUCUCUUCAGCCUUCGGCACCUCCUCUGCUGCGGGAGCCUCCGAAGCUUCAACCUUGGGGGCCUCCUCAGGCUCGACCUUCUCGGUGGCCGUCUCCUCAGCUGCAGGAGCUUCAGGGGCUGGAGUCUCGGCUGGAGUUUCCUCUGCUUCUGGAACAGCCUCCUUCUCAGGUGCUGCUACCUCUGGAACUUCAGCAGCUGGUUGCUCGGCAGUCACUCCAACGGCCGGUGUCUCAUCUGGAGUCUCGGUGGCGACUGGCUUUUCAGCCUCUGCCGCCUCGGGAGCAGGCUUGACCUCCUCUUCGCUGCUCUUCUCAGGAACAGGCACUUCAUCGACAGCAGCGGUAGAUGCUUCGACUUUGGGUUCUUCUUUGGCAACCUCAUCAGUCUUGAUCUCCUCCUUGACCUCUUCCGCAGCUUCUUCCUUCACAGGAACGGCGCUGGAUUCUGGUGCUGGGGUCACUUCUUCCUUGGCCACCUCUGGCACCUCGGCCUUCGGGGCCUCAGCCUCCUCGCUCUGUGCGACCUCCUGGGCCACUGGAGCUUCUUCAGGCUUCGCAAUCUCCUCAGCCUUGGGGGUAUCUUCUUCCUUGGUCUCUUCAACCUUGGAAGCUUCUUCAGGCUUGGGUGCGUCUUCAGCUUUCACAGUCUCCUCAACGACUGGUGCCUCCUCUGCUUUUACAGUCUCCUCAACGAUCGGGGCUGCUUCAGCUUGAAGAGUCUCCUCAUCCUUGGGAGUCGCUUCCUCUUUUGUCUCCUCUGCCUUGACAGUCUCCUCAGUGACGGGACCUCCUCUGUCUUGGCCUCCUCCUUUGGAGCCUCCUCUGCCGCUGGAGUCUCCUCGACCUUUGGAGUCUCCUCGACCUUUGGAGUCUCCUCGGGCUUGGGAGUCUCCUCUGUCGCUGGAGCCUCCUCUGCUGCUGGGGUCUCCUCUGCCGCUGGAGUCUCCUCGACCUUUGGAGUCUCCUCGACCUUUGGAGUCUCCUCGGGCUUGGGAGUCUCCUCUGUCGCUGGAGCCUCCUCUGCUGCUGGGGUCUCCUCUGCUGCUGGAGUCUCCUCUGCUGCUGGAGUCUCCUCUGCUGCUGGAGUCUCCUGUGUUGCUUCUACCUUGGCAGUCUCCUCUGUCGCUAGAGUCUCCUCUGCAGCUUCCGCCUUAGGAGUCUCCUCAGGCUUGGGGGCUUCCUCUGUCGCCUCCACCUUUGGAGCCUCUUCUGGCUUGGUCUCCUCGAUCUUGGGAGAUUCCUCCGUCGCUUCCACCUUUGGAGUCUCCUCUGUCGCUUCUACCUUGGGAGUCUCCUCGGGCUUGGGAGUCUCCUCUAUCGCUGGAGCCUCCUCUGCUGCUGGAGUCUCCUGUGCUGCUGGAGUCUCCUGUGUUGCUUCUACCUUAGGAGCCUCCUCGACCUUGGGCGCCUCCUCAGGCUUGGGAGCUUCCUCUGUCGCUGGAGUCUCUUCGACCUUGGGAGUCUCCUCUACCUUGGGAGUCUCCUCUACUUUGGGAGUCUCCUCUGCCGCUUCCACCUUGGCAGUCUCCUCUGCCGCUGGAGUUUCUUCGACCUUGGGAGUCUCCUCAGGCUUGGAAGAUUCCUCUGUCGCUUCCACCUUUGGAGUCUCCUCUACCUUGGCAGUUUCUUCGGGCUUGGGGGCCUCCUCUGCUUUGGUCUCCUCCACCUGGGCAGAGACCUCUGGCUUGGGAGCCUCCUCUGCCUUAGGGGUCUCCUCUACCUUGCUCACCUCCUCCUUGACGGACUCGUCUGCGGUCGGGGUAGCAUCUGCCUUGGUCUCUUCGGCUUUGGCGGAUUCUACCUCGGGCGUCUCCUCUGCUUUGGCAGUCUCGACGGCAGGAACAGGCUGCUCAGCGACCUCGGGGGCCGGUGCGGGCUCGACCUUGGACACCUCCUCGACCUUCUCGUCGGCAGCAGCAGCAGCAGCUGUUGUUGCCGGAGCCUCGUCGACGACCGCAGACUCCACCGGGGCCUCGCUGACGGGCGCGGCCUCGGUGGGAGCAGGAGUCUCCGCCAAAGGCGGGGUGUCGGUGAUGGUUGCGGGGGCCUGGUCCUUGGAGGAGUCGGCGGCGGCAAGGGUGGUGUUGUUCUCUGGAACGGAAUUGGGGACUGCGGACAUAAUGAUGAUUCCUCAGCUUUUUUUAUUCUGGAAUUGGGCGGGUGAAGAGAAAGGGGAGAGAGGAGAACAGCCUCCCCAGCAUCCCGAGGCAUUGCCAUCUAUUUAA